UGUGUUGUGUGUGGUGGCAAAUUGAUAAUUUUUGCAAUGACUGGUAACCGCUGAAUUAAUUUUUGUAUUUGAUCUUUAAUUUGGUAAACCAAGGAUUACUUUUUAUUUAUUGACAAGGUUUUUAAUUCUCGACCGAAUUAUGAUUGAAAGCGAUAGUCCAAUUUUCCAGACUCUUCUGGGUACAUUAUUUACAUGGGGUAUGACAGCAGCAGGAGCCGGUUGUGUUGUUUUCAUCAGCGGAACUCAAAGAGUGCUUCUAGACGCCAGUUUAGGGUUUGCUGGAGGUGUCAUGAUGGCCGCAUCGUACUGGUCGUUGUUAGCCCCUGCGAUAGAGAUGGCUGAGGACUCUAAACAAUACGGAGAUUUUGCCUUCCUGCCUGCCGCCAUCGGUUUCUUCCUGGGCAGUCUGUUUGUUUAUGCGAGUGAUGUGUUGAUAACAGCUUAUGGCCUACAGUCUGCUGGCGUAAUGCUUGCUUACGGAACCAAUGGAUACAACAAGAAGAUGGAUGGUUAUCAGUCAUACCCCAAUGAUGAUGAGAGACCAAUAGACACAACAACAGUGGAGGGUUUCUAUGAGGACCCGUUCUCUGGGACCCGACGCAGGGCCCAGUACACAGCUCCUGCGUCACCCCCACCAUGUACAGCCCCCACCACAGACCCCCGCACACAGUGGAAGAGACUGUUGCUGCUCAUUGUAGCCAUCACAGUCCACAACAUACCCGAGGGUCUUGCCGUGGGAGUGGGAAACGCUGCCAUUGGAUCAACACCCUCGGCAACUUAUCAGAGUGCUAGAAAUCUGGCCAUAGGCAUAGGACUGCAGAACUUUCCUGAGGGUCUGGCUGUCAGUCUGCCUCUGAAGACAGCUGGCUUCUCAACCUUCCGCAGCUUCUGGUAUGGCCAGCUGAGUGGCAUGGUGGAGCCUGUGGCCGGUCUGAUAGGAGUCUUGGCCAUUUCUCUGGCCCAGCCUCUGCUGCCCUACGCCUUGGCCUUUGCUGCUGGGGCAAUGAUCUACGUAGUCUUCGAUGACAUCAUUCCAGAAGCUCAUUCAAGUGGCAAUGGCAAAGUGGCUACAUGGGGAGCUAUUGUCGGAUUUCUGGUGAUGAUGAGUCUAGAUGUAGCACUGGGGUAGACCUACACAUCUACACAUCUACAACCUGGACUGUGAACAUUCUCCUUUAGGUAUCAGUACCUAGCAAUUCGCCUUCCGUGUACAGUUGUGUAUUCAAGCAUUUUAGACCUCUGUCGAUUUCGUAUAUUAACUAAUGUUCAUUUUUUGUUUUAUUUGCUUUUUUUAGUCAAGGUAUAAAAUGAUCUACAAUGUUUUAAAAUUGUAUUUGAGUUAUGUUUUCAUGAGUUGUAAAUUGACCUAUUGUAUUGUUGUAUGGUAAUUAUUGUUUAUGAUUUGAUUUAGUUAACCUUAAUCUUUUUCAGUUUGUAUCAAGUGCUAAUCCAUUUAGGAAAUUAGUCAAUUAUAAAACAGAUUUUACACAUUUGCAUAUAAAAAACAUUAUUUAUUUUUAUUUCUGUUUAUUUUAAAAUUAUUAUCAGUUAAUGUAGUCUAUUUAUUUUUAAAUUGUUAGUUCAGGUGGUAAAAUAAAUUACAGCUCAGAUUAUUAACUACAAUCUGCUGAGAUAAGUUUAGACACUUAAACAUCAUUUUGAUAAUUCAUUAUUAAGUUAUCAAUGUAGUAAUUUUUCCAAAUUUUCCACAAAGCUAUAACAGUCAUUAUAUAGUCCUUAAAUAAAAGUCAAUUAUAUAAUAAUUAAAAUUAAUGUGUUAUACCAGUUUUAUCAUUUUUAGGUCUGUGUACAUUGAUGAUAGUUAUUCAUAGUGCUUCAGAUUAUCAUUUUUUGCUUGAAAUUAAAUUGAUUUUGUUUUGUCCAAAGAUGUAUAAGAAAUUUUAGAUUAAUUGUUAUUUCAAUAAGUUCAAUUUGAAUAAUAGUGAAUUUUGUUAAAGUUCCUAGUAGGUACAGGCAGAUGUAUCCUCUAUUUAUUUUAACUAAUUUAUUGUGUUUUAUCUUAGACACAUAAAAUGUCCUUUUAUGAUAUUUCUUUUUCUUUUGUGUUUUAUCACAUUUACUAGUCCUCAUAAUAUUGAUGUAUACCAAACUACUUAAUAGAGUUUAUUUUAUCAUAAUUGUUAGUUGUAGUGUAACUUCUUAAUUGUAUAAGGCUGAAAAGUCCUUAAUAAAGGACUUAACCCAUGGGGUUUUUUGUAUUUCUUGUUAUGUGUAUCGACCGGUAUGUAUUUCCAUAGAAAUAUUUUAACAUAGGAAAUACAUUUUUAUCCAUUUUUGGAACAGGUCUUUUCAGAAUGAGACAGAAACCAUUGGCUAAAAUCUUUUAGGCAAUAAAGCAUAAUAGACAGUGUUUAAUAGUUUUCCCUGGUUUUGGUAAAGUGUUAAACUUACUUUUAUGGUUAUUCCUCCUCAAUUCUGUGAUUUCAGUUUAUUUUGUGAUAUUUUCUGGUAGUUUUUAAUCUAUUAGAAUGAAUGGAACAUAACCAACAGGUAAUUAACACAAAAUGCUGCAUUUUUCCUUAAACUCUGCAAUCCAUACAUUAUUAGCAUUAAUCAAGAAGAAUAUCUUAACAGCGGAAAUAACAUACUCUAUCAAUGUGCUUGUUUCAGUCAAUUAUUACUUGUUUCGACCAAAGGCCUUAAUGUAGUUAUAGAUCAAAUAGAGGUGCCCCGUAAGUAAACAGCCAAACUCCGGGAAAUGUUUCCUUCGGUUAAAAUAAAAAUAACAUCCAGAAUUAAAAGUUUUUUUUCCAAAAUCGCUUCGUUAACCAGAUAUCCACUAUUUUCUAUUUUUAACAUAAACAUUUUUAUCAUUGAAUUGUGUCAACCCAACCGGUCUCAAUGAAUCUUGGUUUCUAUGUUAAGGUAGAAGAGAUCCAUCUUAGAAAAAAAGUAACUUUCAUCCAAUUCAAAAUGGCGGCCAUUUACAUUGUUUUUCAUCCAAAUUACUAAAAAAAACAGCAGAUUUUAUUAAAAAAUGUCAAGAACACUAGUUUAUUCAGCAUUUAAAAUUACCUAAAAUUUAAAAUAAAAAUGGCAUUUAAAAUAGAAAAUUGUGGAUAUCUGCUUAACGAAGCGAUUUUGGAAAAAAAUGUAUUCUUGAUUUUCUCUUUCUUUCCACCCAUGGAUCCAUUUCCCGGAGUUUGGCUUUUUACUUAUGGGACACCCUGUAUAUUAGUAAAUCGUAAGUUUGGUUAUUUUAAGUGCUUGUAGUUAAUUGUUAUUUUUUCAUCUGUAAACUGGGCACAUAAAAAUAAAUGAUUUGGGGAAUCAUAAAUAUUUUAAAUGUAUAUACUGUAUUCGUGUACAUAUUUUAGUGUUUUCAUAUGUUAUGAAAUAUUGAUUUUAUACAUCAUAAGUUUUUUGACAUCAUAAAUUUUAUGAUUUAAAAAUCACAGUUUUUAUAUAUGAAACAAAUGGAUAGAAAUUCAUUAAGGGAUAAAACUGGACCCAGCUGUUCCUGAUCAUUGGGCUUUAAAUAAAUGAUCCUGACUAAUGAAACAGCUGAUCUUAGUCAGUAACAAAGCUACACAGGUCAUCACACACCAUUCUACACUCAUCCUUCACUCAUAUUUGGGUUAAAAUACGCACCUAGGUGGCGUCCCCAUCUCAAUGAUUGAUAAUUGAUAAUAAUAAUAAUUUUGUAAAUAAUUAAGAUCAGGUUGGCUGUAUUAUCAGGGAGUUCUGUAGAUGUGCAAAAACAAGUAUUUUGAACUAUGAUAAUGGCUUACAUAAUUUCUAUACUAUCUGUAAGCUAAUUUAAAAAAAGUAUAUUGUUUGUACUAUAAUUUAGAAUUUACAUUAAUACUGUAAUUCCUGUUUAUUUUUAAUACUGUAUUUUAAUCCUUUUUAAUGUUUAUUUAACUUAAUCCGUACAUAAAUUAUGUAUUUUAUUUUACAAUUAUCAACCAUGCUCUUGAAUAUGAUUUUUAUUUUAUUGUUAUGGCCAGUAUUGUUCAGUUAUAUUUAGAUGUAAUGCCUUGGGGAACCCUAUGUUGGGAAGUCACCUUUACAAGUCAAGUAGACUACUUAGACUGCACAAAUAAGUUUUAUUUUUGGGAUUUGUUAAUUGUUUGUGUUUUAAAUAAAAAAAUAUGUAAAAUGCA
Macrosteles quadrilineatus (aster leafhopper) is the source of this 4127-nucleotide messenger RNA. RefSeq names its product zinc transporter ZIP11-like. Gene Ontology annotation, cellular component: membrane. The record is from RefSeq and is a predicted model, not a curated record. Gene Ontology annotation, biological process: zinc ion transmembrane transport. Lineage: Eukaryota; Metazoa; Arthropoda; Insecta; Hemiptera; Cicadellidae. The coding region runs from base 140 to 1129 and encodes 329 amino acids. Gene Ontology annotation, molecular function: zinc ion transmembrane transporter activity. The transcript has 7 exons.